Prosopis cineraria is the source of this 1862-nucleotide messenger RNA. RefSeq names its product probable serine/threonine-protein kinase PBL9. Lineage: Eukaryota; Viridiplantae; Streptophyta; Magnoliopsida; Fabales; Fabaceae. Bases 459 to 1661 code for a protein of 400 amino acids. Gene Ontology annotation, molecular function: ATP binding; protein kinase activity. The record is from RefSeq and is a predicted model, not a curated record. Gene Ontology annotation, biological process: protein phosphorylation. The transcript is spliced from 6 exons.
AUGGGAUUGAAAUUAUACGUACAUUACAAGCUAAUAUUUGGUAAUAAACUAAUAAUAUUUUUUUUUAGCAUCGAGAAAACAAAUUAAAGAAUGUGCACCCAUGGUAGUUUUUUCAGAAAUCAAAUGAAUUUAGUGGCAGCGUGUGACGAAGAGAGCAGAAUUCACCUCCCAUCAAUACAGCUUGAAGCGGGACCAUCAUAACAAGGACGGGUCCAUCCCAGCAUGAAUGCAUCACCCUUUUAUUUUGUUGAGCUCCAAGUCUAACCUGCUCAGCUUGCCCUCUCUAAUACUUCCUCUCCCCCAACGGCUUCUUCAUCCUGAUAAAGGUUCGUCUCUUCAAUUCUUGCCAUUUUCUUCUCUGUUUUCUCUUCUUUCUCUUCCCAUCUGCUAUUCACGUGCUUUGCUUUUUGUAAUAUAUAGUCGACCGGGGAACAGAUUAACUCACUCUCGUUUCUGGCAUGGGUGGUUGUUUGAGCGCGCAAAUUAAAGCAGAAAGCCCAUGCAACUCAGGGUUAAAUUCAAAGUACGCGAGCACUGACGGAAAGGAUGCUAACAGCACAGGGAGCAAGGCGUCGGCAGUGUCAGUUCCUCAGACUCCAAGGAGCGAGGGAGAGAUCUUGCAGUCAUCCAAUUUAAAAAGCUUCACUUUAGCAGAAAUGAAGACGGCCACCAGAAAUUUCCGUACUGAUAGCGUGUUAGGAGAAGGUGGCUUUGGAUCGGUGUACAAAGGAUGGAUCGAUGAGCACUCUUUGAUUCCUGCCAAACCCGGGACUGGCAUGGUUAUUGCUGUCAAAAGACUUAAUCAAGAUGGUUUCCAAGGUCACAAGGAGUGGUUGGCCGAAGUGAACUACCUUGGACAGCUCUGUCAUCCUCAUCUCGUGAAAUUGAUUGGUUAUUGCCUGGAAGAUGAACACCGUCUUUUGGCCUACGAAUUCAUGCCUCGUGGCAGCCUGGAGAAUCAUUUGUUCAGAAGAGGUUCAUAUUUUCAACCUCUCUCUUGGAGCCUCCGGAUGAAAGUUGCCCUCGGUGCUGCCAGAGGGCUUGCAUUUCUCCACAGCGGCGGCAUAAAAGUGAUAUACCGGGAUUUCAAGACUUCAAAUGUCUUGCUGGAUUCCAAAUAUAAUGCAAAACUUUCUGAUUUUGGGCUGGCAAGAGAUGGACCAACCGGCGACAAGAGUCACGUCUCCACCAGGGUCAUGGGAACCUAUGGAUACGCAGCUCCUGAAUAUCUAGCCACAGGCCACCUAACAGCCAAGAGCGACGUGUACAGUUUUGGAGUUGUACUGCUGGAGAUGCUAUCGGGGCGGCGAGCCGUGGAUAAGAACAGGCCAUCUGGUCAGCACAAUUUGGUGGAAUGGGCUAAGCCCUGUUUGGCAAACAAACGAAAGAUCUUUCGCAUCAUGGACAGUCGUCUGGAGGGCGAGUACUCGAUCGAUGAGGCUCACAAGACAGCAAUGCUGGCUCUGCGAUGCCUCUCCAGCGAGCCCAAGAUCAGGCCUACCAUGGAUGAGGUUGUCAAAGCUUUGGAGCAGCUCCAAGUCUGCGUUCGUGAAAAUGGAAGCCACCGCAACUCUCGGCCUCGUAUUCGGAGAAGAAGCGCCGAUGACUUUAAAGGCAGGAGGGCUUAUCCCAGGCCAUCUGCUUCUCCUCUCUAUGCUUGACAGCACAGUCUUGUUUCUUAACCUGGAUAGAUAUUGUACAUAAUCCCUUUUCAGCUGAUAUGUUCCUGGGCGUUUCCGCUUGAGAUCGGCGUAUGUAUGUAUUUUGUAUGUGUCUGUUAACGAGUCACAGUUACGGAUAGUUGGGAAGGUAGGCGAUUGCUUUUGUAUGAUUGAUCAAGAUAGAAAGUUUCUUUCCGUACA